This is a messenger RNA of Talaromyces atroroseus, 1740 nucleotides long. RefSeq lists its product as hypothetical. Gene Ontology annotation, biological process: nuclear-transcribed mRNA catabolic process, nonsense-mediated decay; positive regulation of translation. Gene Ontology annotation, molecular function: mRNA binding. NCBI's taxonomy places the organism in Eukaryota, Fungi, Ascomycota, Eurotiomycetes, Eurotiales, Trichocomaceae. The transcript has 2 exons. The record is from RefSeq and is a predicted model, not a curated record. Bases 1 to 1740 code for a protein of 579 amino acids. Gene Ontology annotation, cellular component: nucleolus; cytoplasm.
AUGGCGCAGCCUUCAGUAGCCAAAGCAGCUGGCAUUAUCCAGCUCCCAGUAACCGCAACACAAAAAGGAGCCUCUGCACCGGCGCCAGCAAAGAGCACUCCAAAGCUUCCAGUACCGAGAUUGAAACUGAUCGUUCGUCGUCUCCCUCCCGGACUGACGCGUGCCGAAUUCGAGUCGGGCCUGGGCGAUGAUUGGAAAGUAGGGCAGGGCAAGAUUGACUGGUACCAAUACAAGCCCGGUAAAAUCUCGAAGGAUCCUGCUAAACCGUCUCGCCCUGCCCGAGCCUACGUGCAUGUCAUUUCAGAAGAUUUGAUCACUCCUCUAUCUGAAAAAGUUAGGAGCACAUCGUUUCAUGAUGCACGAAAUACCUCCAAUGAUGCCGUGCUUCUCGGGCCACCAUCUGUCGAAUUUGCCCCCUACGCUCGAGUUCCAGGUAAUCGUUCGAGGAAGGAUGGAAGACAGGGAACCAUUGAUCAAGAUCCAGAUUUUGUUGCAUUCCUCGAAAGUUUAACCAAUCCGAUUACGAAACCUACGCCAGUGGAAGGUGAUACGGAGAAGAAGGAGGACGAACAAGUGACUAUUACACCAUUGGUUCAAUAUAUCAAAGACAAGAAAGCUAGCAAGGCAAAAGAGGCUGCUUCCGGGAAGUCAUCAAAACGCGCAAAAGAAAAAGAGGCAAAGGCAGAGAAAGCAGAGGCCAAGAAGCUUUUGAAGAGGCCAGAUCGAGAGGCCCCAGCAGAGUCUACGCCCGCAUCACCCGAAAAGAAAGCGCCGUCAAUAACAAAAAUAGAAAAAGCUACGAAGGAAGCUGUGAAAGCCGCAAACAAACAAGCGACCACUUCCAAAUCUAAACAGCCAUCUACCAAAGAGAUUGCACAGCUGCCUACUGCACCUGCUGCCGCGUCCGAACGUAAACGAGAACGAGAACGGGGGGAUGUUAGCGUCGCAGCGAAAAUUGUACAGCGGGACUUGGGGCUCGCACCAUCUGGUGGCCGACGGCGCGGAAAAGCUGCGACAACUACCGCAGAGAAUGAUCGUACAAAGAACAAUGAGGUCAGCGCAGAAUCGAUCCCUUCGGCUCCUACGAUGCCGACAGGGCCAAAAAAUGCCAAAACAAAUACAAAAGGAGCCAAGGACAAUGCCUCGAAGGGCACGGCUUCCAAAGCCAAUCCUCCUGCCACCGCAACAACAUCAGGAGGCUCAAAUACCGCGUCUCCAGCUGCUGACAGUGCUACAACCUCACCAGGCCCUUCUUCAAGAGCACCAAGAGCUCCAAAACAACAAAAGGCCAAGCAACCCACUGUAUCCCCAACGGCCACACAAGCAUUCCUGAAGCACGCGAACCCAUCUCAAGGUGUUACGGAAGAUCUGCUUCAGACAGCAUUCAGCGCUUUCGGUAAGGUGGCCAAGGUGGAGGUUGACAGAAAGAAAGGAUUUGGAUACGUCGACUUUGCCGACGCAGGUAGUCUUCAAAAGGCGAUCGCGGCUAGUCCUGUGACAGUGGCACAGAGUCAGGUGGUGGUUUUGGAAAGGAAGAACCAGCCAACGCAAGCCAAGGCAGCUAAAGUGGAUGAACCAUCGUCGUCAGAAGCGCCGUCGACACCUAUUCAGCAGCCUGCUGGCACUCAGAAACGCUCUCGAGGGCCCCGCACACGGGGAGGCAGAGGACAUAAGAAAGCCACGGCAGCUGGUGAUGGUGGAAAGACUGAAACAGGAGAGGCGACACCUAGCGAAGCCUAG